Penicillium subrubescens is the source of this 549-nucleotide messenger RNA. RefSeq names its product cupin domain-containing protein. The record is from RefSeq and is a predicted model, not a curated record. The transcript has a single exon. NCBI's taxonomy places the organism in Eukaryota, Fungi, Ascomycota, Eurotiomycetes, Eurotiales, Aspergillaceae. Bases 1 to 549 code for a protein of 182 amino acids.
AUGGACACUCCUGUUCGUCGCGUUAUUACCGCCCACGAUUCCAAGGGCAAAGCCUACUUCGCCUCCGACGAAACACUCAUUCCAUAUGAUCCAACGACUGCGCCAGAAUUUACCACUCCUGGCCCAGACUCUGGCUUCGGCGUGGUGCAGAUUCAUCGGUCGCGCGGUUUCCCAGCGGAUAACAUGCGCGACCUUCCAGACCCGAAUCGAACACUCGUUCCUCUGGCCGAUACCAAGGGACCAUCCUGUCGCAUUCUUGACCUUCCUCCCGCUGAGAACGGAUGGAUGCAUCGAACCUUGAGCUUGGAUUAUGCUGUCAUCUUGUCUGGGACUGUGGGCCUAAUCACCGACGAUGGAGUUGAGAAGGUUCUUAAGCCGCAUGAUGUUGUUGUGUGUCGAGGAACAAAUCAUGAGUGGGUGAAUCGUGGCACGGAUGUUGCUAGGCUGUUCGUUGUAGUUGUUCCUGCCAAGGAGAUUGUCACGGAGGAUGGUGAGCGACUGGAGAAGACGCCAGCUGGGCCUAUCUUUGACCCGGCAGAGGAGGAUUAG